This is a messenger RNA of Apus apus (common swift), 1053 nucleotides long. It is a transcript of the gene LIME1, whose product is annotated as Lck interacting transmembrane adaptor 1. Lineage: Eukaryota; Metazoa; Chordata; Aves; Apodiformes; Apodidae. Gene Ontology annotation, biological process: T cell receptor signaling pathway; B cell receptor signaling pathway. The transcript has 5 exons. The coding region runs from base 1 to 1053 and encodes 350 amino acids. The record is from RefSeq and is a predicted model, not a curated record.
AUGGCUGCAGCGGGUGGCGAGGGGCUGGCACAGACCCCACUGCUGCGGGUGGGCACUGCCCUGGCCCUGCUCGGCCUCCUGGUCUACCUGGGCGCCCUGUGUGCUGCCUGCAGACGCAAGAGCAGGAAGAAGAAGGUCCCUCCAGACGGGGUGAAGCUGGUGGACGAGUCCCUGCUCCGACAGACGCAGCUGCGCUCGCUCAGCAAAUCCGACACGAAGCUGCACGAGCUGUACCGGGUGAAGGCCAGGGACGACACCCAGCGACCGGCCAGCCUGGAUUUCCCCUGCCCCGCGGCCCCCGCUGCCGCCCCCGCCGCCAGCUCCGGUACCAGCGUCCUCCUGCACCGGGAGCUGCCCCGCAUCCCCGUCCCCGAGCCCCCGGCCCCCGAGCAGACCUACUCCAACCUGCUCUUCCCGCCGCUGCGGAAACCGGUGCCCGACAGUGUCUACGAGUGCCUGGCGGUGGGGGGGGAGGAUGCCCCGCUGCCCCCCACCCCCGCUGUCACCCAGCUGUCCCCUCCACGUGCGGGGCACGGAGCGGCCGAUUACGCCUGUGUCCGCAAGGUGAAGAAGACGGUGCCGGCGGAGGCGCAGGACGGGGCGGCGGCGGGAGCUCCCGCAGCCCCGCCGUGCUGGGACGGGGCGGGCUAUGCCCCCCGCGCCAAGCUGGAAGACAUGUACUCCACAGUGUGCAAGGCCACCAAGAAGAAAAGCCAGGUCCCCACGAGGGAGGUGGGUGCUGGGUGGCCACCCAGCUGCCGAGAGGAGGGUGCCCCAGCCAGCUGCUGGUCCCCAGAAGCCCAAGCCCCCCCAGACCCCUGCUACGAGUCCAUCAGUGACAGAGCCUGGACUGCUCAGUGCCGCGGCCCCGACCCGGACUACGAGGCUGUGGGCAUGAGCUGGAAGAAGGUGGAGAGGCGGGAGAAGCCCGGGAAGCCCAGAGCCCCCGAGAACCUCUAUGAAAGCGUUGGUGACAUUUGGGCAGGGGGGUCCCAUCGAGCCUCCACCAGGACGGUGGCCAAUGGCCUGGAGGUUUACAUCACCAACCUAUAG